Molecule: messenger RNA, 1539 nt
Organism: Cryptococcus wingfieldii CBS 7118
Lineage: Eukaryota; Fungi; Basidiomycota; Tremellomycetes; Tremellales; Cryptococcaceae
Product: beta-fructofuranosidase
Exons: 4
Coding region: 1-1539 (512 amino acids)
Biological process (GO): sucrose catabolic process
Cellular component (GO): fungal-type vacuole
Molecular function (GO): sucrose alpha-glucosidase activity
Source: RefSeq, a predicted model, not a curated record
AUGGUCUCUCUCAUCCCCAUUGCCGUCCUAGGCAUCGCAUAUGCCCUUGGAGGUUUUGCUCAGAGCUCGACCUCAGCGUCUCCCUCCGCGCCUACUGGUGUCGCUCCCGAGGGCGACUAUAGUGGCAGCUAUCGUCCGAGAAUACAUUUCACUCCUCCCCAGGGCUUUAUGAAUGACCCCAAUGGCUUGUUCCAAGAUCCCAAUGGCACAUGGCAUCUCUACUACCAAUACAACCCCACCGACACUGUGGCCGGCAACCAGCACUGGGGCCACGCCACCUCCUCCGACUUGUACCACUGGACCAACCAGCCCAUCGCACUCUUCCCUCCCAAUGCUACCUCCGGCGUCUUCUCGGGGUCUGCUGUCCUCGACCCAGACAACACCUCUGGCUUCUUCCCCAACCAGACGGACGGCGUUGUGGCUAUCUACACUCUCAACACCGAGUAUGCCCAGGUCCAGCAGAUCGCCUACUCUUUCGACGGCGGUUACACUUUCGAAGAGUACGCUGGCAACCCCGUCAUCGAUAUCGGCUCCCUUCAGUUCCGCGACCCGAAAGUCGUAUGGUACGAGGACCACUGGGCUAUGGUUAUCGCGUACUCGGAUGACUAUGUCAUCGGCGUCUACACCUCCCCCGACUUGAAGGAGUGGACGCACGCUUCGAAUAUAUCGCAUAUCGGGCUUCUGGGCGUUCAGUACGAAUGCCCGAAUCUCGUCUCACUCCCCAUCGCCAAUUCUUCCGAGACUGCCUGGGUCCUCACCAUCUCCAUCAACCCUGGCGCCCCGCUCGGUGGGUCGGUGACCGAGUAUUUCCCCGGUUCGUUCAACGGUACCCACUUUACCCCUAUCGACGGCGCUACCCGUCUCUCCAACUUUGCCAAAGACGACUAUGCCGGGCAAUUCUUCUACAACACACCUAUCAGUAUCGGGUGGGCGUCAAAUUGGCAGUAUACGAACGUGGUACCGUCGGGAGAAGAGGAGGGAUGGAGGAGCGCGAUGACGUUGCCGAGGACGAAUUAUCUGGCGAAUGCGACGUCGGCGGGUUGGGAUCUCGUUCAGGAGGUUGUGGAUCUGUCGCCUGUGCUCGGGGAUGAGCUCGCUUCUGGUUCUCUCGGCAAUGGGACGACGACGGUCAACUUCUCCACUGGGGUCUACCUCGAUGUCAACUUUACCAUCCCCGACGAUAUCUCUGCGUCUGCUGCGAUCAACUUUACGGUGUCGACGAAUACGACCGGGGAGAAGGUGACCGGAGGGUAUUUCCCAGAGAGUAAAGUCACUUGGUUGGACCGCGGAAAGACCGAGUUUGAGAAUGUGUUUUUCACCGACAAGUUUUCUGUCGCUCAAUACUACCCCGCCAAACGGCUUCAGCUCAUCGUCGACAGAUCAGUGAUAGAGAUUUACGUAGACAGCGGCGUACUUGUCGGCACGAUCACGGCGUUUCCGAAUGAACCUUUCUUCGCGCUCGAUCUGCAGGGUCUCGGUUUGCCGGAGGGGGCGGAUGUAGAGUAUGUGGUCUGGGAGCUAGAAGAUACGUGGGCGUAA